Colletotrichum navitas is the source of this 1386-nucleotide messenger RNA. RefSeq names its product C6 zinc finger domain-containing protein. Lineage: Eukaryota; Fungi; Ascomycota; Sordariomycetes; Glomerellales; Glomerellaceae. Bases 1 to 1386 code for a protein of 461 amino acids. The record is from RefSeq and is a predicted model, not a curated record. The transcript is spliced from 2 exons.
AUGCGCUGUCAUGGGAAAGCAAGCUCGACUGAGCCUGCCAUACUCUACGCCAUCCUCGCCGUAGGGGCUGCUCAUGAGAAAGAGCUGGCAAGCACUGAACCAUGCAACUUCAAGAAUGAGGAGGCGAGCGAACGUCAGGCCUCUGACACCGCAGAACGUCUCAGUUUGCUGCACUACAACAAAUCCAUCUCACUUCUCCAACCUCAUCUUCUAAAGCCAGGCACCGAGUCGACUCGUGUUGCCCUCAUUGUUUGCACAGUAUUUGUCUGCUUGGAGUUCAUCCAGAGACGGUACAAGAGCGGUUUCCUUCAUUUUGGAUAUAGUCUCAAACUGUUAGGCAGCCUGCUCCGAAACAGAACAUCGGCAACGUCCUCCGAUCCGGCCGAUGACUGGUUUGCCGAAGAGAUUCCAAGGCUUGAUUUGCAAGCAGCUCUCCUCGUGAACGAGUUCUACUCUGGGGCUGCCGGUUCCAUGUCUUUCAUAUGGCAUCAGUUGCCCCAGGCCUUUCAGACGACCCGCGAUGCAAGUCACAGCCUGGACGGCCUGCUAUUCAGAGCCCAUACACUUCAGCGGAAUGGCAGUGCGGUAAACUUAUCAGGAGAUGUAGCCGACAUCUUCGAGCUUCUUGCUACACAACAAACUCUUCGGAAUGAUCUCGAGGGGUGGCUUCACUAUUUCGAUAUUUUUAAAGCUCAGAGCUGGAGCCACUUAUCAGACGCCGAAACGCUUGUAUGUCGACAGUUACCGAUAUACCACACCAUGGCACAGAUCAUCACCAACACCGCUCUGAACCCAAGAAACGAGUUGAUCUUCGACCUGUAUACGCAUCAGUUUGCCUCGGUUGUUUCCCGCGCACGAGAGAUUCUCGACACAAUUCAGCCGUCGUCGUCAGAAUUACCAACGCCAGCAGCAGACACGCCUGGCUCCCACGUCCCUCAACUCGAGUAUGCUGUUGACAUUGGCCUCAUCCCGCCCUUGUUCUACACAGCAAUCAAAUGCCGCGUCCCCAAGAUUAGGCGGCAGGCAGUGGAGCUAAUCCUGUUAGGACAGCGUCAUGCAGGAAUCUGGGAUGCGGAGCUAUCAGCCCGUGUGGCCAGAGAAGUGAUGACAAUCGAGGAAAGGGGUGUACAAGACAGUCCACAGGACGGUAAAAGGGACUCUCCAGACCCCUUGUCAACCAUUCCAAAUCCGCCCCGAGUCCAUAAGUUAUGGGUGGCGAUGCCUGGAGAUCAGAAGGGGGACAUCUACCUCAGCGUCCAGAGAGUACAAAAUGGCGAAAUGCAGGAGAAGUUGACAAGGAAGUUUGAUGCAUUAAAUGGGUCUUGGACAUCGAUUCCCGUCGACUCGUAUGUUUCUGAAGCAAUAAAUCGCGAAAGGGGGAGAUAG